Molecule: messenger RNA, 2829 nt
Organism: Talaromyces atroroseus
Lineage: Eukaryota; Fungi; Ascomycota; Eurotiomycetes; Eurotiales; Trichocomaceae
Exons: 8
Coding region: 1-2829 (942 amino acids)
Biological process (GO): N-terminal peptidyl-methionine acetylation
Cellular component (GO): cytoplasm; NatB complex
Molecular function (GO): protein-N-terminal amino-acid acetyltransferase activity
Source: RefSeq, a predicted model, not a curated record
AUGUCCGCUGCAGCAGACGCGGUGUUUCACCGACGUAACAAACAGAUACAAGAUGCCAUUGAUUCCCAUAAUCUCAAACAAGCUCUGCAGCUGAUAGAUAAAAGGAUCAAGAAGGGCGAAGACACACGGUUUCUAAGAGCAUGGAAAGCGCACGUCCUGUAUCUACAUCCCGACCAGACGCAUUCUCAACAAGGCAUUGCCGCUACACUCGAAAUAUGCAAGCUCGAUCCCCCGACUACAGAUAUAGACACACUAGAUUUGUUGAAUUCAACUUUGAGACUUGUAAAGGGUCACGAAGAUACCGCAAGGAGCCUCUGGGAAAAGGCAGCAAAGGCAAAACCUCAAGAUCAUGAUAUUCAAUCUCAAUGGUUUACGAGGUCAUUUGACGGAGGGGAUUGGAAGUCUGCACAAAAGGCCGCCAUGAGUCUUCACGUCAACUUCCCCAAGCAACGCAAGUACUACUUGUGGGCGAUAUUCUUGUGCCACCUUCUAGCCGUCGAUUCUUCUUCUUCGGAUUCCGAACGCAAGUUGUUUGGCACCCUGGCGUACCGUAUGGUCUCCAAGGCCGCGGAAAAUGUCCCAGCUGAUCCUAAAGAGCUGUUGAGUCCUCCAAGAGCUAUCCAAACUGCCGAGGAGUUGUUGCUUCUCAUCAAAAUCUUCCAAUCGCAGGGUCAAAACGAUGAGAUCCUGAAAAUCCUCGAUAGCGAUAAUCUGGGUCUGAAUUCCCGCAUAGUCCAAAAUGACUGGUUCUUCAUUAGGGAGAAAUUGCUUGCGCUGGAGAGGGCAGAGAAAUGGCUAGAUGGUCAUCAGUAUGCGAUGGAGCUAUUGUCAAUGCCUGCUGAGGAUGAAGCAGCCAAGAAGCUCCUGCAGGAAAGAGAUGACUGGGGAGUUUGGAACCUUUUAUUGAUCUCUUUUAAGAAGAUUGAUAAAGAAGGGACUACCGAAGAAGUUGUAUCUUUUGUCCAGGAAUUUUCUAAGCGUUUCCCCAAGUCACGCAAUGCUCACCUGGCUUUGUUAGAAAUAUCGGCAUGGAAAAUGGGGCGUGGUGAGCUUACGCAGACUGACCACCUUGCUGCUUGUCGAAAAUAUUACGACUUCAAUGGUGGCAAGUUGUACUGUUUUGACGACAUACGCAAAUACGCAUCAUAUCUUGAUAAGACUCGGACCUCAGAGCUGGUCGAAUAUGUUAUAGAGAAAACGGCUGCUCAAAAGGAUGUUUCCAUUAUCAACGGCUUCAAGCUUGAAUACUGUUAUAGAACCUUCUCUGAAGACGGUUUCUCAGAAGGGGGAGUAGAGAGCUUUGUGUCACGUUGUCUCAAGGUUUAUCGUGACAUGAAAAAGGACAAUGCCACAGAAGGGGCCAUAGAGAACCAACCAAGGGAUGACCUUGGGCUGCUCGCUGUCAUGAGCCUUAUUCGACUGAACGACUACAAACAACCAACUGAUGACCAAGAAAGGACCCCUAGUUCCGAAGUGAUUCGUUCAGCAGCUUUAUUAGAACAUUUCUGUCAGCACUCGCCCCACAACUACCAAAUCCUGCUCCUUCUUGUUAGAAUAUAUCUUCUUCUCGGUGCGGGCUCGAUUGCUAUGAAGACAUUUAGCAAGCUUUCCGUGAAACAGAUCCAAAAUGAAACCGUUGCACACAAUCUGUAUACUCGUCUUGCCACAAUCCAUCCACACGGUGCACCGCCCAUUGAAGCCGAGUAUAAAGAUUUCAUUCCUGAAGCCGCCCUUACUCAGGCAAUCAACUUCUACGAGAGUGCUGAUCGGACGACGACGAGACAGCUAAAUACCGGGCUGAACCUCGGAAGUUAUGUGAAUGUUGAAGGCACUAUUGAGCUACAAAACAGCUUGAAGAAUAGUAUCUGUAAGCGGAUGUGGGCUCUUGAAGCACGGCGUAUCGACAGGAUAAAUGGAAAAGAUCGAACCGAUCGUUACGCAGGUAUUGCUUCGGACGAGUCUGAGCUGGUUGACAAGCGCACUUUUGACGCCUUUAUGAAUUGCGAGCCGCUUGGGGCGCCAUCCUUUGAGGAAAAAUUGCGACUGGGACCCUUGCCAAAGGAAUCGUGGAUAAAAGCUGUUCGCGUGAUUGAUCGGAUUUGGGUGUUCAAUCACCAACUGUUAUCACAGAAGCCGAUCAAAGUAGACGCCACGCUAUCUGAGCUUGAAAGUCUAACAUUGUCUGAAAAGGACAUUGGUGAUAUGACGUCAACUGAGAAGAAGAACCUCGAGCUUCAUCACAUUCUACUAAAAGCUAUACUGUUACUCUCCGACUCUAACUCAGUUCCGGGCCAAGACAUCAACAAGGUUUUUAAGCAGAUGGAAGAAUGGGUCUUGACCACUUUGCAGUCUAUCUCAGAUGGUACUAUGAGCUUCAACGAGACAUCAAUCGCCCUGCCAUCUUCAGACAACAGCAAACGAUCCGUGCCAUCAUGGCACUAUCUCCACAGCAGCUUCUCGCUUCUAGAGACGGCGAAGGUGCUAUCAGCGACAAUAUCAGCGGCAGAAACAUCCGCAAAGAGAUUGCCAAAGACGGGUGCUAAGCCGUCCAAGGAAGCCGUUCAAGGUCUGAAGGGACUUGUUACUAAGCUUCAAGAUACAGUAAAGUCUAAUACUCGCACUUUGAGGUCGAAUGUUAUGGGAUCUGGUGUACUUGGAGCAUUAACCGAUCUGAUAUUUCAACAGAGCGAACAAACCAAUGGCAACGCCAGCAAUGAGCUUCGCGGAGAGUUGGAAGAGACUUUGGACCCCAGCGACGUGGAGAUCUUCUGCGGUGACCUCAUGGAAAGUUGGGAAGAGGGGCUUGGAGGAAUAUUAUCAGUCAAAUAA